ACAUUGUCAUGGAUAAGAUGAAGAACUCUCAUGUGGAGAACCACAACAUGAUUGAGGGUCUGCAGUCAGAGCUGGCGAGGUUACAGGAACAUUCACACCAAGUUCUUUUGAGGUAUGACAGACACUGUAUCAGUCCUCAGAGUCUCUACACUCGAGAUCCUCCAAACCACCGCUCUCUGCGGAGCGAGAUGCAAGAUUUGCCGCAGCAGCCUCACCGAGCUCUGGAUGACAUUAGCCUCCCGUCCCUGCACACGCACAGUGAUGACAUUCAGAGCAUCAUCCACAGGAUCAAGUCUGCAGAAAUAGUUAAUCUUCUGCACAAUAAGUAUCCUGAGAAAGAGUCUGCUCCUGUAGAGACACAGGAGAGGCCUUUAUCUCUCCGCCAGCAGCAACAGGCAAGCAUCAAGCAGCAGCUUGUCAAUGUGCUGCAGGAGCUAGAGCUGCACAAGUGUGUGUGGGAGGAGAAAGGGGAGAAGGUGGAGGAGCGGUGGAGAGCCUGGGACAAGGGGCAAAAGCAAACUGAGAGCCAGACUCACAUCCAGGAUGCCAAAACGGUGGCUUUGGUGAACUGGUGGAAAGCCCACAGCGUGGAGGGGGCUAAGGCCCGGACAAAAGAACCCCACCCUGGCCAGGAGCUCUCUGAGACACAAAUAAAGCUCCAGCAAGCAGAGCGGCCCAUCACUGAUAUGAGGGAGCAGGUCUGCCUCCUGCAAGCCUCUCUCAGAUCUGCCACCGAGCAAAAGAACAGAAAUCUUCAUAUCGACAAGGGGACCAACACUGAGAGAGAAGAACCAGACAGAGCUGUGGAGAAGGUUGUGAGGGAUCAGAGGGAUGCAGCAGUGGCAACGGAGAGCACAGGUGGAGCCGCCUCACAGCAGGAGCAAACCCAGCUUCCGGUGAACGCAGACGGCCUCCUGGAGACCCUCAGAAGGAUGGAGGCGAUGGUCAACAGCGCCCUGGAGGCUGCCGAGCUGGUGAGAGAGAGCGAGCAGAGGGUGAGCCAGGUGAGACUGAGGAUGGAGAGCAUCACUCAGAGGGUGGAGGAGGCUCUGGACCGAGCAGCCGAAACUGACGAGCAGCUGAACGUUCUGGAGGCAAGGGUGACAGAAAGUACUCCAACUCAGAGUCCUGCUCCCAGGCUGCCAGCUGAUCUCGAAACAGACGUCACUGGCUUUACGGCUGAGUCUGACAAGAAGCCUGAAGAUGGAGACAGUCCUCCUCCGUCUCCUUUGUCUUCUGUAAUCCCAGAAGUCAGUGAGCCUCCUCAGCUACUCAUGGAUGGUGUCACAGGACGAGGCAGCUGCAGCAAGCUCCAGGAAAAGGAGGAACACUUUCUGCAGGAAUCUCCUCUUAAGCAAAGUGACCAGAACUCCGAGGAGUCCCGUCCUACCCCCUGUGCCUCUGAGAAACCUUUCAUUUUCCCUCACACCCGCUCACGCCCCCCGCUGCUCCCCGCCAUGCCCACGCUGCCCGAGGAAGAGGAGGACUCCCCUGAGGAGCAGGACAGCUCCUCCAGCUCUCCCAGUACAACUGCACCUGCCGAGAGUCGAGCUGUUGUCAUGACUGCUCCAACCAUCGUCUACCCACAGCAGGCUACUAUUAUUCAACAAGAUGGACGUCCUCUGGAGCAGACCAGGCCGCACAGUCCCAGAGCGCGCAUGGCCAGGAACUCCUCUGGGGGACCAAUCACCACAGUCGACAGCACAGGUAACGUGAUCGACCUGGUGAAAGAUCAGCUGCCAGAGCUGCAGCUCUCUGAGGAGGAUCGACAGAAGAACCUGGAGCUGCUCCAACAGGCCAAGAAGGUCAGCGACCGUUUCCUGACACGCCGCGGCCGCCGCUCCCUCACUGACUCGCCCACAGGUCUUUCUCCAACUCCAACUCCGUCAACCUCACCGUGUUCAUCUAGAAGCAGCUCACUGACUGUGGCUCCUCAAAAUGCUCCCACAGAGGCAACAUAUGUCAGCUCUCAGUCGGCUGGUCAGCAUCUGGAAGUUCCUUCAGUGCGAGAACAGCCUGACGUAACAACCAAGGAUCCGGAGGGCAACAGACUGCUGGUGGACUGGAAGCCCUCUGAGAAGAGGAAAGUGUCCUCUGGGACACUAACGCCCCGUUUUGCCGUUCAGAAGGAGAACUGUGAUCCUGCUGUACCGAGGAGUCCUCCAGCAAGUAGUAAAGCAGAUGAGGGACCUGGUUCAGGCCGCAACUCAAACCAGGCCCCGGCCACAGGGGUGGCCAAGCCCGUCCCCCGACCCCCGACUCAACUGGCCCCCUGUACAGCAGAGAUCAAGACGAUUGGGGCUUUCCCUCCACUAAUGAGGGCUGUUUCCUGGGAUGCUGUAGGCAGCCUUAAUUCUAGAAACGGAGCCCCGAGUUUCCCUCCGACACCAGAGGAUACCUUCUCAGACAAGCCCAGGGAUGCCGUCUUCAAGUCCUCAGGGUACAAGGACCUCCCCACCCAGCCGGGAGGUGUACAGAAACUGUCUAAAUUCAGAGAGGAGCACAAGAUGAUGCGUAACCAAAGCAUUGUGGGAUCCAAGUUGCCAGACUUGAGUGAAGCGGCUGAACAGGAAAAAGGUCCUCCAGCUUCUCCAAACUCAGGCAGUAAUGAGGUGAAGGAGAAGUCCGAUGCCAUGCCAAACAUUUCAGAUGUGAUGCUGAGAAAACUCAAACUCCACCGAGGUCUACCGGGCUGUGCACCUCCACUCACUGAAAAAGAAGUUGAGAACGCAUUUGUCCAGCUGUCACUGGCAUUUCGGAACGACAACUACACUCUGGAGAUGCGGCUCAAACAGGCAGAGAGGGAGAGGAACCUGACUGAGGAAGACACCGAGAAGGAGCUGGAAGAGUUCAAAGGAGCACUGAAGAUUACUUCACCGCAGUGGCAGAACUUGGAGCAGCGUGAGGCCUACCAGCGCUUCAUAGAGACCAUAGCUGUGCUGCACCGACUGGCCACGCGGCUCUCCAGCAGAUCAGAGAUCGUCGGAGCAGUUCGACAGGAGAAACGUAUGAGCAAAGCCACUGAGGUCAUGAUGCAAUAUGUGGAGAAUCUGAAGAGGACCUAUGAGAAGGACCACGCAGAGCUCAUGGAGUUCAAGAAGCUCGCCAACCAGAACUCAAACCGCUGUUACGGAGGCUCCGUCGAACCUGGAGAUGAUGGAGUUCCACGGCCGUCAAGAUCUAUGUCCCUCACUCUUGGAAAGGCUCUGCCCAGACGUAGGGUGAGCGUAGCGGUGGUGCCUAAGUUUAACCUCCUGAACAUCCCGGGUCAGAGUCCAGCUACAGCUGGCCCAGGCCCCAACACAGGACCCACCGCUGCUGCUGCUCUUCCUGUCCUGUGUGAAGGGAAUGAUGUGAAAGCCAACACUCCUACAGAGGCGGCACAACCAGCAGCAGAAUGUGGAAAGAGUGUGUCGGAGCAGGAAAGUGAGCCAGCCAAACCUCCAGUCAACUUAGAGGAGAUCAGAGCCGAGAUCAGAGCCGAGCUCAAGGCGAAGAUCGAGGAGGAGGCAUAUAAUAAAGGCUACCAAGAGGGACUGAAGCAAAGUAAAGUGCUGCAGGAGGAGAAACAGGAAGAGGAAAACACUGCAGAGAAGUUGCUGGAAUUGAAAAAUAAGGAUGAGGAGAGUGGAAAGAAGAGAAGGACCAACAGGAGGAUGGAGGAGGUCGUGGUUCGUCUUGGUCGUUAUUGUCCUGAGAUUCCCUUGAAUCGACGACUUCUCUGGAUCGCCCUGAUGCUGUUUGUGGCAAUGUGUAUGGUUAUCAGUAUUUUCACGUUCUUCAGUGACUACUACAACAGACGUGAGGACACGUAAGUAGAGACGGACUUUGUGCAAGGCGAGAUGAAGAUCUUUGGACUGAGUUUAGCAGAACUACCAAAGAACCCAAAAUAACAGAGUCGUCCUCUCGCUCUGUUAGUUUACCAUAUCACUACACUCAGACACUCGGACUCACUUGAAUCCAUGACCCCGACUCUAAGGGCCAAAGACAUUUUGGGAGGCUUUAUGGAUGAUGCUGCCUUUGUCUUACUUAACAGCAUUAAGUUAUAAUUUUGUUUGGAUUGAAAACCUUACUGAUUGUUUGCUGCAGUGAAUUAAAAGAUCAUUUUUGUCUAGGGACCAAUUAUAUAGUGUGAUGAUAUAUACAUACAUAUAUUUAAAAACGAUGCAUAUGUAAUGACAUCUUCUGGUUUUUGGUACUUUUUUCUAAGGCAAUUGCGUUAAAUGCCACCAUAAAAAGUAUCAACACUCUAAUGUUGAAGUAUACUCUCUCAGGUCCAAUAGAUAAUGAAGCCCCUGAGAGAUUUUGAACUAAUAUUUAAAGAUAUAGAAAAUAAAGGAAUGUCUUUAUGUUGUGUUUAAUUGCUGUAAUGAGUAUUUAAAUACUUUAAGAUAUAAGCACAUUCCAAAGUAGUUCCUAAAGUGCAAUAUUUUGCAGUUGAUGGUUCUCGUUUGUGCCAUUUUGGAUUGUGUCUUCAGAGCACUGACGGAUUUUCUUCUUGUACGAGAGCACUGAUUAGAUGGCAUGAGGCUUAUUUUUUAUCUUUGCACAUGUGUGCCUUCCUGUGUGUUUGUUCUUUGUGGAUUUGAUGCUCUGCUACUUCACCUUUAAAUAAAGGUGCCUGAAAAGA
Molecule: messenger RNA, 4630 nt
Organism: Plectropomus leopardus (leopard coralgrouper)
Lineage: Eukaryota; Metazoa; Chordata; Actinopteri; Perciformes; Serranidae
Gene: irag1
Product: inositol 1,4,5-triphosphate receptor associated 1
Source: RefSeq, a predicted model, not a curated record